CGAGCAGCACUUGAACGCAGCAGGGGGAAGGAGCGUCUGGAGGAGCCGGUCUGAGUGAGUCUUCAGUCUGAUCUGAUCUGGGAGCCAUGGCGGACACAGGAGGACUGUCGGACGAGGCUGUGACUGCUGCCUGUAAGGAAGGAGAUCCCAUCACCAAGGACUACAUGAUGCAGCAGACGAUGCUGAGGGUCAAAGAUCCAGCGAGAUCUCUGGACUUCUACACUCGGAUCCUCGGCAUGACCUUGCUGCAGAAAAUCGACUUCCCCUCGAUGCGGUUCACACUAUACUUCCUGGGCUACGAGGAGAAGUCGGACAUCCCGGCCGACAUCAAAGACAGGACAGCGUGGACGUUCUCUCGCCGCGCCACCAUAGAGCUCACGCAUAACUGGGGUUCAGAGUUAGAUGAAAGUCUGUCGUACCAUAACGGGAACAACGAACCGCGAGGAUUUGGUCACAUCGGUAUUGCUGUUCCUGAUGUUCACGCCGCCUGCAAAAUAUUUGAAGAGCAAAAAGUGACUUUUGUCAAGAAACCUGACUCAGGUAAAAUGAAGGAUCUCGCCUUCAUUCAGGAUCCCGACGGCUACUGGAUCGAGAUUUUAAGUCCCAAUAAAAUGGUGUCCUUAAUGUCGCAGUGAAGCAGGAAACAAACCUCUGAUUCUCACAUUAACUCUGGUUUACAUUUUCUUUUACUUUCUGCUGUUUGUCUCCUUUUCUAAAAAAAUCAAAUAAAAAACA
Morone saxatilis (striped sea-bass) is the source of this 735-nucleotide messenger RNA. Its product is annotated as lactoylglutathione lyase-like. Lineage: Eukaryota; Metazoa; Chordata; Actinopteri; Moronidae. Gene Ontology annotation, molecular function: metal ion binding; lactoylglutathione lyase activity. The transcript has 6 exons. The record is from RefSeq and is a predicted model, not a curated record. Bases 87 to 635 code for a protein of 182 amino acids.